AUGGGCCGCGGAACGAUUGUACCAUUGUACGGAGAGUCACACGUUUGUAAUACAGUCGAAGAACUCAUUAUGACAUUUCCCCGUUACGUUUUAAUUGAGGAAAACUUGAAGAUAUGUUCCGAGUCGAAAUUCAUUCAGCUUCAGGCAGGUAGCGAACUAGAGCUUUUACGAAACAGCAAGGAUAAAUACUAUCAAGACAAAUUAAUCUGCCGUUAUGGGGAUCAAACGUUGAAGCUGAAACCGAGUGAUAUUGGUCGCUUUAGAGUCAGGCCUGACCCUAACCUUUACAGCGUCAAAGAUAUUCUCCAACGCCUCAAAUUGCCACAGAUUAUUGACUUUAAGGAAAUCCUUCAGGAUCAGUGGGAGAAAGACGUGAAUUUUUUCGAUGGACUUUCUCCUGAACAGAGUUACACUGGAAAAUUUCUAUUAACCGGUCUUUUCAAGGACAAGGCAGCCGUGGUUGUCGCCCUGGGGCCAAACUCCAAACCAAAUACUCAACCUUUUAUUCUUCCUCUGAGUUCAGAUUUGAUACAACAGCUCAAAUUCAGAUUCGCCUUUCGGGGAGAAUUUUCUCAGUUUCAUUUUAAAGGCGAGUCGAACUCGCUGACAAGAAUGAACAAAAAAGAGGAUCAAAAGAAAAAAAACACUAAAAAGAAAGAAACUCAUUUAAAAAGAGGAAAAAGCGAAGCAGAUAUAACACAGAGCCAACAGAUUCCAUUUGAACUCACCUAUACGCAGUACAGAUUCCCUGAGUCAGCCGACAAAUCUAAGCAAGGGGACAAGAUAUUCAAAAAGGUUCAGUCUGCUGUGAAAUCUGUAAAAGGUAUCUUCAAAAAGGCUUCUUCCCAAGAUGUGGCUGCAAUCCGAAACAGUGUUCUCAAGAUUCGACGUCAUUCACCAUUUAAGAAACGGGGCACUUCUUCCGUUUCAAGUGAAGAAAUGAGUCAAGAUUCCAACUGGAACGCGGCAGCAACCGACGAGAAAUCAGAUUUUUCAACAGGGGAGGAGGAGAAGGAGGAGGAGGAGUCGUAUACUGAAAAUAGUCCAUCUGUUAAUAUAAACGAGGAUGUCUAUGAGUUUGAGGUCAUAAGUACGAUUCCCAAAGCAGCGUUUCCAGUUCCCCCUAAAAGGAAAUUAAAACGUUCUUCAGAAGUUGCUGUUGCAGAUGGAUGUAGCAGUGAUGCUUGUGACGACAUUAAGACCAAUGUCAGUAACAGCAAUGAAAAAGAAUCGGCUCAGCUAGAAGACAUGUCAGUACAGGAGUUGUGUGAAAUUCUCCAUGAAUGCGGAUUAAGUCGCAUUUCCAAAAUGUGCAAGGAACAUUCGCUAGACGGCGCUUUCCUGUGUGCGUUACCAGACGAUUCAUUACAAGAGCAACCAUUCUCAUUGACCCAUCUCGAGAUGAUGAAAAUAACAAUGAUGAAGAAAGGGUGGAAACCCAAAAUAAAAUAA
Molecule: messenger RNA, 1452 nt
Organism: Acanthosepion pharaonis
Lineage: Eukaryota; Metazoa; Mollusca; Cephalopoda; Sepiida; Sepiidae
Source: the annotation of a GenBank genome assembly